Aspergillus aculeatus ATCC 16872 is the source of this 2484-nucleotide messenger RNA. RefSeq names its product putative Sin3 complex subunit (Stb2). The record is from RefSeq and is a predicted model, not a curated record. Gene Ontology annotation, cellular component: Sin3-type complex. The coding region runs from base 1 to 2484 and encodes 827 amino acids. The transcript is spliced from 2 exons. NCBI's taxonomy places the organism in Eukaryota, Fungi, Ascomycota, Eurotiomycetes, Eurotiales, Aspergillaceae.
AUGCCACCAUCAUCUCCCACGCAGACUGGUGGGCCUGCCACACCUGCUGCGAUAGCAGCACGAGAGCCGACCAAAACAGUACCGAAAGAGAGUCCGCUCGUGCAAACGAACGGCCCCGACGGACAGUCGCCGCCCCCACGGCCGGGCCACCAGAGACUCGUCUUCACCGACCCGGUUGCCUUCCGCUACCUGGAGGAGGAUCCGGCGACCAUAGUUUUACACCGGCGAAUGACUCUGGAUGGGUACGAGGUCUACAUUGUUGAGCAAUGGGCGUGCACUCGGAUUCAUCCAACUUUCAUCAUCACGACCUACACGGGGGAUCCAUCGCACAAAGUCGCCGUCGGGGUGCUGAGCGUCCCGACGGAUGAGUCGACGUGGUCGCCCCGUCUGCGGCUGUACUUCAACGCUGUGGUACAAUGCCAGGCACAGAAGCGAGACACCCCCCUGGGGACGCUGAUGGUCACCGAUCUCAGCAUCUUUCCGUGCGCCCUGGCACUCAUACCCGUCCCGGACGGCGAUGUCCUCAAACACAAGGACGAUUUCAUAGUCAAUGAAAACCUAAAGAGGUUAGGUUGCUCGGGCCGUGCCAGCUUGAAGCUGCAACCCCCGUCGCCUGCUACCGAAGCCAAAUUCCACCAACUCUACCGCACCAGCGAGAGAGUGCCCCUCUAUAGUGCCGUGGUCGAGCUGGUGAAACAGUGCCAGAUCGCCCUGAUGAUGUUCGGCAACCUGGCGCCGGAGUAUGUAGACGGUCUGCUCUGUGAUAUGACCGAGGCAGCCAUAGCCGAUUGGUGGACCGAGAUUGGGAUGGACUUGUACAACAUUGAACCCAGUGACAGUAUGCUGGGCCCCAUUUCGGUCUCGGCUCUUCUCGGAACUCUUAUCGGAGCCCGGAAUCGGCUGCAUGCGUUCGGUGCCCCCGUUGGCAAGGACGCGUUCGACAUCCCGAACCUCAAACGAGGGAUCGGGAGCUUCCAGAAAUCACAGAAGAUAAAACGGACCAGACGGCUGGACCGCCAGACCCUGGACCGAUUACAUCGAGUCACUGCGAAAGCUGCGAAUGCCGAGGGCUGGACCGACGCGGUGAAGUCAACGGUGGCCGAGCUGAGCGGGCAUGGCGGUGAAAUGGUGAUGGGGAUGGUUCGGGGGCGCGAAAAGGGCGGUAUCGCCGAUAUUGAGACUUUGGACAUUGACACCUUUGCGCGGCUGGUCAAAGGCGAGAGGGCAAAGUGGCUGUGGAGGGGCAAACCACGCAAGGGUGCCAUUGGCGAGUCGAAACCUUCCGAAUCAGCCGCCAUCUUCGACGAGAAGGAUCAGAACCUGAGUAGUAUCGUGCGGAGAGGCGUGAGUGGAAAAGUGUCAGACGCGCGAGCGGGAUUUGGCAGAUUCAAAGACGCGGUGGGCUUGCGAUCACAUCCGUCGAAGCAUUCCCGGGAGGGGCAAUACGACUAUGGCGAUUCGUCUCACCUGCCUCCGAUUGACAGUGACACAGAACCAAGUCAGCCGAAAAAGCCCGACGGCGAUCCGAACACUGCAGAGCAAGGAAGCAUCCAUGAGUCCGAGGGCCGAGCUCUCAAGGAGGAUGCCGCGGCUGCCGAGUCUGCACCAAGCAUUGUGCCCCCACAAUCACCCGAAGCAAAGACACCCGCAAUCACGGUGGAGGCCGUUCCGGACACUGCCGACUCGGAGUCUGCCCACAAGGUCCCGGUCUUCCAGCCGGCAUCCGAGGAAGAAGUGCCCGACGAAGAGUCCCGCCGGAGGACUCCUUCGACAGACGUCUCCGCCGAUCGAGAGCGGACGCCCGACAUUGGGAUCAUGUUGCUGCGCCGGCCGCGGAGUUGCGCCCAGCUGCCAGGCUCGGAGGAGCGGUCGAUGCCCGAACGGACCGACGGCCACUGGCCACGGCAUCUGUCCUUCAGCACCGUGGAGGAGGUGGUGCUCGGCUGGGAUGAGAUCGGCGGCAACAUCCAGGAGCGGCCCGACGCCACCCUGGAGGAGGCGAUCCUCCACGAGGACGUCCUCGCCUCGGACGCCCGCCUCUUCAGCGGCCAGAUCCGCGAGCUGAGCGAGCAGACCGCCCCCUGGGUCGAGCAGCAGGUGACCUCGGUCGACGACCUCAGCCGCUGCCUGCACGAGAGCUACGAGAAGAUCAACGCCGCCUACCUGGAGCGGCUCGCGGUCUUCCAGCAGCUGCGCGGCAAAUCCACCGACCUGCUGUCCGAGGAGCACACCCACCUCACCGACUACAUGCGGCGGGUCGAGCUGAUGGGCGCGAAGCUGGACUACGAGCUCCACGUUCUCGAGUCCAAGGUCGAGGACGUCGAGGCCGGGCUCGGGGAGUUCGAACGCCAUGUCGCCGACGUGGAGACGAGGGUUCGGUUGCUGGUGCGCGGCGAGAAGGAGAAGGAUAGAGAGAGCAGCAGCAGUAGCAGCAGCAACGGUGGCUCCUGGUUGUCCUGGCUGGGCAAGUUGGUUGGUGUCUAG